Schistocerca piceifrons (Central American locust) is the source of this 5043-nucleotide messenger RNA. Its product is annotated as esterase E4-like. NCBI's taxonomy places the organism in Eukaryota, Metazoa, Arthropoda, Insecta, Orthoptera, Acrididae. The coding region runs from base 12 to 1865 and encodes 617 amino acids. The transcript has 11 exons. The record is from RefSeq and is a predicted model, not a curated record.
UUGCCUCCAGCAUGCCCCGUCACCCGCAACGCCAACCGCUGCUGCUGCUGCUGCUGCUGCUGCUGGCGCUACUGGCUGCGGGCUCUGCGCGCGCAGGCUCCCUAGGCUGGGAGCGCUACAUGGGCUGGAGGGCCAGGGACGCGCCGCUCAACGACACCGACCUCGAUGGUGUGGCUGAAUAUUUCUUAGGACAAGAAGAAUUUGCUAAAAUACCACCACCAGUUGUUAGAACUCCAUUGGGAUCUUUGAGGGGCUCAGUUAUUGCAUCCAGAACUGGAAAACCAAUAUAUUCUUUCAGAGGAGUUCGCUACGCCCAGCCACCUGUUGGAAACCUCAGAUUCAAGCCUCCUGUUCCUAUAGGACCUUGGGAAGGAACAGUGAAUGCAACAGCAGAUGGUUUUGCUUGUCCACAAGAAGAGAACUACAUUAUACCAACUGAUGAAGACUGCCUAUUUUUAAAUGUUUAUACAACAAAGUUACCAAUGCAAGAUGCCAAUCCUAAGAGAGCUGUUAUGGUCUGGGUCCAUGCUGGAGGGUGGUAUGGAGGCACAGGGAACAGCGCAUUGCAUGGACCACAAUACCUUAUGGAUCAGGACAUUGUACUUGUCACAUUCAACUAUCGAUUGGGAGCUCUGGGUUUCAUUUCUACGGGAGAUAAAUAUCUUCCUGGAAACUAUGGAAUGAAAGAUCAAGUGCAAGUUUUACGUUGGGUGCAACAGAAUAUCUUAUCAUUUGGAGGUGAUCCGAAGAAAGUAACACUUGCAGGGCUCAGUGCAGGAGGUGCCAGUGUCUGGUUUCAUAUGGUUUCACCAAUGUCACAAGGACUUUUCCAUAAAGCAAUAGCGAUGAGUUCAUCCAUUAAUGCACAAGCUGACAUGAGUGUAUCUGGGGACAUGGAUCUAGCAAAGAGGCAGGCUGCUGCUCUCAAUUGCCCAUCUGAAACGUCCAAGCAAAUAUAUGAGUGCUUAAUGAAGUUACCUGCACAAACUAUUGCAUCUUCUCUCAAUAAACUGGGAGAUUGGGCAAUAGAUCCAGUUCUUAUAUUCUAUCCUGUUAUUGAGCCUGAUCUUCAUGAUAAAUCAGAACGUUUUCUUCACUGGAGAAUUGAUGAACUCAUGUUGUCUGGCCACUUCAGCCAUGUCCCAUUUCUGACUGGUUACACAAAAGAUGAAUUUUCAUGGAGAGCUUUGUCAAUCAUUAACAAUACUUCAUGGCGAACUGAAAUGCAAGAAAACUUUACUUCUGUGGCUCCUUUAGCUUUCAUGUACAAGAAAGAACACAAUUCUGCAUACAAAAGUCAAAACAUACGGAAUUUUUAUCUUCAUAAUUUACCAAUAUCGGAAUUUGUUCUUGAAGGUCUUGGAAAUAUAUAUUCAGACUCAAUAAUCAACUUUGGUGUUGAUAGGGCUGCACGUAUAAUAGCAUCCACAAGUACUGAGCCAGUUUAUUUCUACAGAUUUUCUUAUCCAGGGCGGUACAGUUUUGUGUACUACCCAGGAACUUCAGUACCAUAUGGUGUUAUGCAUCAAGAUGACACCAUGUAUCUAUUUCAUGUGUCUGUUCUAUUCCCAUUUUUCAAUGAAGGUGCUCCAGAGAUACCAAUUCUUGAAAGACAUACAAAGAUGUGGGCAAAUUUUGUCAUACAUGGGAAUCCUACACCUCAUAAAGAUAUAGACAAAUUUGAAACAAAGUGGGAACCCUUUGAAGUAUCAGAUACAAAGUAUAUGGACAUUGGUGCAAGACUGGAACUUAAAACUGCACUUAAUCAAAAACGAAUGCUUUUAUGGGAUAAAUUGUUUCCUUUACCUCCAAAUUUUCAGCAUAGACCACAUCCAGAUGAACAUUCUUACAACUUUUAUAUUUAAUGUUUUGCUUUCGUGAAAACAUGCAGAAUGUGUGGUUUAUUUAUUUAUUUUCAGGGACUCAGUACACUUAACUCUUGAUGAACACAACUCUUGUCAUUUUUAAAAUUUUGUUAAUUUGUUGUUACAUUCUGUUCUGUUAUAUGAAAGUUAUCUUUCCCAUUUUUGCAAAUGCUGCUAGCCAUAACUACAGAGCAUGUUAAUGCUAAUCUGUGAAAUAAUGCACAGUAUCAUAUGUUCACAAUAGUUCUCCUUCACAUCUGUUACUGUCUCUCCAUUUCUCCCUUUCCCACUCUUCUUUCAUACCUAUCACUCCCCUUGUCCUCCCGGAGCAUGCAUGAAAACAAUCUUUCCCACUCUCUCUUCUUCCAUCCAUGUCACUCCAUUGUCUUCCUUAUGCAUGCAUGAAAACAUUCUUUUCCAUUAUAAGAAAUUAAGUCAUAUGUACUGUCACAGGUUGCCAGCAUCUGUAUUUCAUUUUAAGAACUGGCAUAGCUUAUUAUUGUUUUAGUAAGUAAAGCUGUCCACAGCAUGAUGGAUGGGUUGAACAUGACAGUAUUUUACUAGACAGGUUUCUAUUAGAGGUGGUAACAUCUCAUCUUCCUCGAAUUUUUGAACUGACCUACCCAGCAAGUUAUUGGGGAACGUACAGUUUAAAAUGGAUUCAUAAACUGGGUCAAUUUCCCAUUUUACAUAUGUAGACAUUUUGUCCAGGAUAAAUGAGUGACAGAAGAAACCUAGCAGUGGGCAGCUGACUUCAAAACUGAGGGUUUUUAUUUAACUCUAACAAAGCAGAUGUGUUUAUAGUAAUAAUUCAGUUAACUCUGAGCCAACCUUUGUUCAGUUAUUGCCAGAUAUAUUAAUAAUUUCCAAAAGUUGAAAGGGCUUGAAUGCACUCAUUACUCUACCAUUAGAAAUCUCAAAUAUAUCCCUGGUGCAUAAACUAUGUAACUUUCUAAACUUACAUGCUUUUAGUUAUCACUGCAUUUGAUGUAACCUUCAAGGUAGGAAAUAUUGACUAUUCAGACGCACAGUUCUCUGAAAAACAUUAUGUUUCUUAUUUUAGAGAAACUAGUGAUUGUACUGUACCUGGAAGAUUCUAAUCCACAUAUAAUACAAGAAAGACAGGUCUGUAGCAAUCAUGCAGCAAAGAAAGAAAGAUAUGACACAUGGACAUCAAACUUCCUGUGAUCAUGUGCAAAUUCUUCUCAUUGCCCCCAAUGGGUGUCAAAUAUUGCUACAUUAUACAGGGUAUUACAGAACGAUUUUUUUUAAAUAUGUGAGGAUGAAAUUCAAAUGCUUUGCAAUAGGGAACAUAUAGCCAGAAAGGUUUCCACAGAAGUAGGAUGUGUUUCAGCUUCUAUCACGUAACUACUAGGUGAGAUUCUCACAUCACAUUAUUGAACCACACAUCCCACCACAUUAUUUGAAUGGUAUAUGAACUUUCUGGAAAAUGCCUUGCCUGAACUUCUGGAGUGCGUUUGCUUGCAAUUGCUUGCUAGUUUUUGGUUUCAGCGUGAUGGUACUCCAAGCACUUUGAUCAUCAGGCCACUGCAUAGCCCACAGAUGACUUCAGGUUGAGAGUAAUUGCAAGGGAAUGCCCAUCCCUUGGUCUGUGCACUUCCUUGACCUCACCCCUCUUGAUGUUUUUCUCUGGGGUUGUGUAAAGUUCUUGUGUACUCAACAAUAGUAGGAAGAGUAGCUGAGCUUAAUAGGCACAUCUUUACAAUAUUUGAUACCAGCUGAGGGGAGCAUGUAGUCUUGAAGAGAAUUAGACAAAACAUGAUUCACCAUUGCAUUUUAUGUCACAAAGUUGGUUGUCAAAACAUGUAAUCUAAAGUAGUGAAGCCACAAAUUCUGUUUAGAGUAUUUGAUUUUACUCUGCUGUUCUGUCAAUAACAGUUUUCCAGACUGUGGUAUUAUGGUGUUUCAUUUAGCCUACCGAGUACCAAGAAAGUGCAUAAUGCUGUAGAAGCUUUAUUUCAUAUUUACAGCUAUAGGUUGCAUAUUGCAAAAUGUUCUGAAUCAGAUCCUCUACAAUGUUCCAAAAUUUUAAACUGGCAUUCUGUACAUAGGUGAGGGAAUGUUAUUUGUAACAGUACACAUAAAUGUAAUAUUAAAAACAAAUAGUUCUGGAAGUUUUUCUUAUGUAACAUUCCAUAUUCUCAGAAGUGAAUGCAAUAUCAAAGAAUAAACACCAAAUAAUACUGACAUUCCAUUUGUUGUAGAAUUUAGACUGGAUUAAGUAACAAAGUCUCAAAGUGAUUACACAACAAACAAAAUUGUAAAACAAGAAAAACAAUCAUAUUUCAGUUGGCUCGAAUAUAUGUUUCAAACUUAAUAUUUAAAACUUAUUUUAAUUUUUUCUGUUCCAUGAAUAAAUCUCUCUCUCUCUUUCUCUACACAACAACUUAGAAAAUUGAAAGUUUGAGGGCAAUGGUAUCCUUAGGAUUCUAGGAUUCAGUAAAUUACAUGCGCUCAUUUGGUCGUGCCAAGUGAUAAGUAUCUGAGGGAAGCUAGCGAGUCCUGAGUGGGAUUGUGUUUGGCCAGGAUUCUCAAGCUGGCAGCUUAUCACUGCUGGCAGUCCUCAGCUACUACAAGCAUUGUGUGGGCUUCAGUCUUCAAUGACUCUUGUUAAGGAUGACAGUGAAAUGUUGGUUUCAGAAAACAAGCAUCUUGGAUUAAGCACAUUAUAUUUAUUCACAUAAGAAGCAUCAAACAAGGUGUAUAACAAUGAACAAUGGAUGACAUUUGUAAAAAUAAAAUUUGUAAAACUAAAAACUAUAUAUAAACGUAUGGUAACACGCAAUAAGAUGGAGCUAAGAAAUUUUGAACCUAAGCUGGUUAUGCAUAGCACCUGGGGUAGUACAUAUGUGCCCCUCAAAACUGCAGGUGCCUGGGCAUCUCCAAUUGCAUAAUGUAUAUUGCUUCUGGUUCUGGCAACUAUGGAACACAGUCAUCCCUGUAUGAUCACCCCACCAUGUGACCUUGGGUGAUAUUACUCCCUUGGAACAUACCAAUAUCAGACAAGACAUUUUUUCUUGUCACCUUUCUAGUAUAGUUUGUUGCAGGGUGUUAGUGAUUUAUCUAUUGUAUGUUGGAAACUUUGAUUUAAAUUGGGAGAGGUUUGAUUGGUAUUCAAAAAAAGGAGUGAGCUGUAAAUACAAACAAUUUAAUUUUU